AUGAGUGCAUCAUGGGCAGAUGUGGCCGAUUCAGAGAAGGCCGGUUCCAGGGCUAAACCUGCUUACGUUCCCCCGCAUCUACGGAACAGGCAAUCAGAGCCUGUUGCUCCUUCGCCAGAUAAUGAUCGUUCAGGGUUUGCUGUUCAACCGUCUGGCUCUCGCUGGGCCCCUGGCGGCGGCGGUGGCGCUGGCUAUAGGACUGAUGUAGGGCGUCCCGGCUAUGGUCAGGGUGGACGAGGAGGAGGAGGAGUUGGUGGUGGCUGGAACAACAGAAGUGGAGGGUGGGACCGUAAGGAACGUGAAGUGAAUCCAUUUGGUGAUGAUGUUGAUGUUGAGCCCGUCUUUACCGAGCAGGAGAACACAGGCAUUAAUUUUGAUGCCUAUGAAGAUAUUCCGAUUGAGACCAGUGGGGGAGACGUGCCUCCUCCUGUCAACACGUUCGCAGACAUUGAUCUUGGGGAGGCUUUGAAUCUGAACAUCCGGAGGUGCAAAUACGUGAAGCCAACACCCGUGCAGCGUCAUGCCAUUCCGAUACUUCUCGCACAGAGGGAUUUGAUGGCCUGUGCCCAGACUGGGUCUGGGAAGACGGCUGCCUUUUGCUUUCCGAUAAUUAGUGGAAUCAUGAGAGACCAGCAGGCACAGAGACCCCGUGGUUCACGUACGGUUUACCCUCUCGCAGUCAUUCUCUCGCCAACAAGGGAGUUGGCAUGCCAGAUACAUGAUGAAGCCAAAAAAUUCUCCUACCAAACUGGUGUGAAGGUUGUUGUUGCUUAUGGAGGAACACCUAUUAACCAGCAGCUCAGGGAACUCGAGAGGGGAGUUGAUAUCCUUGUGGCAACUCCUGGCCGGUUAAAUGAUUUGUUAGAGAGAGCAAGAGUCUCAAUGCAGAUGAUUAAGUUUUUAGCUCUUGAUGAGGCGGACAGGAUGCUGGACAUGGGUUUUGAACCACAAAUUAGAAAGAUUGUUGAACAGAUGGACAUGCCUCCACGUGGGAUGAGACAGACAAUGUUGUUUAGUGCUACAUUUCCAAGAGAGAUCCAGAGACUCGCAGCUGAUUUCCUGUCGAACUAUAUAUUUUUGGCUGUGGGAAGGGUGGGUUCAAGCACUGACUUAAUUGCCCAAAGGGUUGAGUUUGUCCAUGAUUCUGAUAAGAGAAGCCAUCUCAUGGACCUGCUACAUGCGCAGAGAGAGAAUGGCGUCCACGACAAGCAAUCAUUGACAUUGGUUUUUGUGGAGACAAAGAGGGGAGCUGACUCUUUGGAAAAUUGGUUGUGCAUGAAUGAGUUUCCAGCAACCUCCAUUCACGGCGAUAGAACACAACAGGAAAGAGAAGUGGCACUGAAGUCAUUCAAAAGUGGGAGGACACCCAUUUUGGUUGCAACAGACGUGGCAGCACGUGGUCUUGACAUUCCACAUGUGGCUCAUGUAGUGAACUUUGAUCUACCAAAUGACAUCGAUGACUAUGUUCACCGUAUCGGACGAACAGGACGUGCAGGCAAAUCUGGCGUAGCGACCGCCUUCUUCAACGAGAACAAUACAUCAAUGGCUAGGCCUCUCGCUGAGCUGAUGCAAGAAGCCAACCAAGAGGUGCCUGAGUGGCUCACACGAUACGCUUCACGUGCUUCAUUUGGUGGUCCUAAGAAACGCUCCGGUGGUCGGUUUGGUGGCCGUGACUUCAGAAGGGAAGGAGGCUCUUUCAGUAGAGGCGGUGGCAAUGACCACUAUGGUGGAGGAGGGUAUGGUGGCGGUGGGUACGGUGGUGGUUCAAGUGGUGGUUACGGUGGUGGUUCAAGUGGUGGGUACGGUGGUGGUUCAAGUGGUGGGUACGGUGGUGGUCCAAGUGGUGGGUAUGGUGCAGGAGUGACCAGUGCUUGGGAUUAG
This is a messenger RNA of Thlaspi arvense, 1881 nucleotides long. Lineage: Eukaryota; Viridiplantae; Streptophyta; Magnoliopsida; Brassicales; Brassicaceae. The record is from the annotation of a GenBank genome assembly.